Gastrolobium bilobum is the source of this 1032-nucleotide messenger RNA. RefSeq names its product cytosolic sulfotransferase 15-like. Gene Ontology annotation, biological process: sulfation. Gene Ontology annotation, molecular function: sulfotransferase activity. The record is from RefSeq and is a predicted model, not a curated record. The transcript has a single exon. The coding region runs from base 1 to 1032 and encodes 343 amino acids. Gene Ontology annotation, cellular component: cytoplasm. NCBI's taxonomy places the organism in Eukaryota, Viridiplantae, Streptophyta, Magnoliopsida, Fabales, Fabaceae.
AUGGCUGAGACUCAUCCCACACAUUUCACAAAAAACCAAUCAAAGAAUGGGCAAGAAGCAAGUGAAGAAGACAAGCUAAGCCAAGAUUAUAAGGAUCUUAUUCUCUCUCUUCCUAGAGAGAAAGGUUGGACUAGCCCUUAUCUCUAUCAAUUCCAAGGUUUUUGGUUCCGUCCAACUCAACUCCAAGCAAUAAUCACUUUUCAGGAGCACUUCCAAGCCAAAGACAGUGAUGUUAUUGUUGCGACAUUUCCAAAAUCCGGCACAACAUGGUUGACAGCCCUUACCUUUGCCAUUGUCAACCGCCGCCGUUUUUCAUCCUCAGAGAACCAUCCAUUGCUUACUUCAAAUCCCCAUGACAUCGUGCCUUCCUUUGAAUUCACCGUUUAUGCGAACACCCAUGACAAAGUUCCUCACCUCUCCAACAUGAUCGAACCAAGAGUUUUUGGUACUCACAUUCCAUUCCCUUUAUUUGCUGAGUCAAUCAAGGAGUCCAAUUGUAGGAUCAUUUAUAUAUGCAGGAACCCUCUUGACAAUUUUGUGUCUGCUUGGAUUUUCUUCAGCAAAAUGAGGCAAGAGUCUUUACCAGCAUUAACACUAGAGGAAGCUUUUGAAAUGUACUGCAAUGGGAUAAUUGGGUUUGGUCCUUCUUGGAACCAAAUUCUGAGUUAUUGGAAUGAAAGCAUAGCUAGACCACACAAGGUUCUGUUCUUGAAAUAUGAGGACCUUAAACAGGAUGUCAAUUUUCACGUGAAAAGAGUGGCUGAAUUCUUGGGUUGUUCUUUCACUCAUGAGGAGGAAAAUAGUGGAGUGAUUGAAAACAUAAUAAAGCUUUGUAGUUUUGAGAAUAUGAAGGAUUUGGAGGUAAAUAAUUCUGAAGCAACUGGCAGGAACCUUUGGAAAAAGCACUUGUUUCGUAAGGCUGAAGUAGGGGAUUGGGUGAAUUACCUUUCUCCUUCAAUGGUAGAAAAAUUAUCCAAAAUCAUAGAAGAAAAGUUAAGUAAAUCAGGCCUUUCAUUUGAAGCGUACUCUUAA